UUCGCCGUUCGCCCGCCAGCUGCUGCUGCUGCUGCCGCUGCUGCCGGCUGCCGCCAGUCGCUACUCCACCACCACCACCACCACCACCACCAGUCCAGUCCAGUCCCAGUCCCAGUCAGUCGCCGUCCGACCGUUGUAAGCGAUUCACGUCUCUCACCCGCGUUCCAUUCAGUAAGUGUGUGUGUGCGUGUGUGUGAAGAAAAGGGAUUCAGUGCCACAUCCUCUCCGCCUCCAGGACCCCUCGUGGAAUAUAUCCUCGCCGAGCAGUCCAGUGCAACCACAGGUGAUUAUCGGCUCCUCUACUCGUGCCACUCCUGUCGUCACGUACUGCACACUGUGCAGUGAGCAGGUACCAGCAGCAGGGCUGCAAAUACAGCGUAACACAGACAACGCAUCAUGUCGUCCCCAUCUCUGAAUGAGCUGCCGAAGGUGGCUGUGGACCUCAAGAGCCAGCUGGAAGGCUUCAACCCCAGCAACAUGAAGCAUGCUGUCACUCAAGAAAAGACUGUGUUGCCCACGGCCGAAGAUGUGAAGCAGGAGCGGCAACACAACAACUUGAUUCAAGAUGUGGAGAACUUCAGCACGGAUAGGCUGAAGCGUGCUGCCACUCAAGAGAAAUUUGUGCUUCCAAACGCACAAGAUGUUGCUUCAGAGAAGACGCAGAAGGCGCUGAUUGAGGGAGUAGAGGCUUUCGACAGCAGCAAGCUGAAACCCACAGAAACUCAAGAGAAGAAUCUUCUUCCUGAUAAAGAUGUUGUGCAGCAAGAAAGGGCUCACCAAAAUCUGCUCAAUGGUGUGGAGCACUUUGAUAAGUCAUCCAUGAAGCAUGCAGAAACACAGGAGAAGAACCCUCUCCCAGACCCUGCAGCCAUUGAACAAGAAAAGGGACAGCAACAGCUAAUUGCGGGAAUAGAAAACUUCAACCCCAAAUCACUGAAGCACACUGAAACCCAAGAGAAGAACCCACUGCCAACCAAGGAAGCCAUUGCCCAGGAGAAAGGUGCAUAAGGUACUCAAGCUACAAGAACAUUUCCCAGCAGCAUGCUGGCAUGCUUAUUGUGCAGAGAGAGAGAAGGCUCAAUCAAUAAUUUCAUUUGUUCUGUUUCUUCAAUUUUGUACUUUUUGAUAAGUGUACAUCUUAAGCUUUUUGUAAAUUACAAAACAUUUUGAUGGCCUGUAGCAUGUUUUAUCCAUGCAAACAUAAAAUAAGAUUUUAUAACUUUCCCCCCUUUUUGUCUCUUAAGAGUUUAGCUAAGUGCAAAACUUUUUAUGAACUGUUUCAAGUAUCCUUUCCAAAAGACUUAAUCAAAUGAAUUCUUGUCAUUGCUUCCCAUUAAGUCAGUCAGUAGGCUAUUCUACUGUUACUUCUGUUCUUCUCACCUUUUACUUUUAUUGCUAACUCCUAUCUUAAGAAAAUAUGGUAGUGUUGAUGAAUUUUGUACGAUGCUUCUUUUAGUUUACAUAAAUUUUAUAUUUAUUCAGUCAAGAUGGCCUGUGUCACGUAUGUGUAAUCACUCGUAACUGAGAUAUGGAAAAACUACUGUGCUGAUGUGCAGUAGACAACGCUUUGAUAUACCCUUAAUAAAAAGAGUAAGAAAGACA
This is a messenger RNA of Frankliniella occidentalis (western flower thrips), 1602 nucleotides long. It is a transcript of the gene cib, whose product is annotated as thymosin beta. The coding region runs from base 397 to 1008 and encodes 203 amino acids. Gene Ontology annotation, molecular function: actin monomer binding. The transcript has 8 exons. Gene Ontology annotation, biological process: actin filament organization. The record is from RefSeq and is a predicted model, not a curated record. Gene Ontology annotation, cellular component: cytosol. Lineage: Eukaryota; Metazoa; Arthropoda; Insecta; Thysanoptera; Thripidae.